This is a messenger RNA of Onychostoma macrolepis, 1004 nucleotides long. Its product is annotated as pleckstrin homology-like domain-containing protein. The coding region runs from base 265 to 651 and encodes 128 amino acids. The transcript has 2 exons. The record is from RefSeq and is a predicted model, not a curated record. Lineage: Eukaryota; Metazoa; Chordata; Actinopteri; Cypriniformes; Cyprinidae.
UUAAAAAUCUUACUCAUAACUUUUAAACGAUAGUUUAAGCCAAGUGGUAUUUAUGAACAUCAGGAAGCAUAAUAUUGUAUUAUUUUACUAUUUAAUUCAAGUAGCAUAUGUAUUGAAAAUGGUUAUACAUUUAAUAAUAAUAAUACUAAUGUUUUUCAUUUUUCUUUACUUGUAUUCCUCCAUCUACAAAACUAUUAUCACACACACAAAAAAAGACUUUUAUUCUGUUUUGCGCAUGCGCGUGAAUAAGUGAGUCUCAAAGUAAUGGCUUUAGAAUCGGCGACCUCUAACGGUACAACAGAUGAAAACCAUCCAGAAGAAAUAGACGAGCGCAAAAAAGGAUGGUUGUUUAAGAAAACUCACUACACCAAGCGCUGGAAAAUGAUGUUUUUCCAUAUCAGAGACGGACAGCUUGUCUAUGGUUUAAAUGAAAAGUCAGCAGAAAAGGCCAUUAAUCUGGUUGGAGCAAAGGUGGAGAUGCUGGAGGGUGAUGAUGGGACAUUUGGCUGGACCCUCACACCAAAGCACAGUAAACGCACCUUCAUCCUGAGAGCCAGCACUGCAGAAGAGCAGCAGGCCUGGAUGAGCGCCAUAUGUGAGGCACAGCUCACUUCUGGAGAGCACAGCUCCAAUGCAUGUGUUGUGCAAUAACAAGACCAUUUCCUUUUUUUUUUUUUGUCACUGUAGAGAUUGUAUAGUUUUCUACACCGUAUUGUUUUACUUCCUUCUUGAAACGACCAAGAAAAAUGCUCUACUGAUGUAUAGGACACUGAUAUUAUUUAUUAUUUAUUUACAUGUUUAAUACAAGACAUUGAGAGAGAGGACAUUGUUUUCCUAUAUAGUUCUACCUAAAAAUGUUUUGAAAAUCGAAGCCAAAUUUUUAUGUGCUUUAUAUGUUACUGCAUAUGUUUUAAUAAAACACACUGCUAGAUUUCAGUGAGUGAUUACCCUGCAUGUACAGUGAACGUUAUGAGCCUAUCAUUAACAGAUUAAAACAACAAAAA